Molecule: messenger RNA, 579 nt
Organism: Dibothriocephalus latus
Lineage: Eukaryota; Metazoa; Platyhelminthes; Cestoda; Diphyllobothriidea; Diphyllobothriidae
Source: the annotation of a GenBank genome assembly
UUGCUUGACUGCUGUUUUCUUGUCGUUUUUACUUUCGUUUCCUUUUUCUGCUUUCUAGUUACUGAUUAUUCGCGCAGACGAACUUCCAUCGCGAAGGAAAAACGGGAAGAAGAAGAGACUGACGGUGACGCCGUCUCGGUCGCGGCAUCCGAGGACUCUCAUCAGGCUCCAUCGGAGGCAAGCACAACGGCUACAGGCGCCAGUCAUCGUAGCGCCAACAGUGAGCAAGCACAGGAAGCCUUUUUCGCGGCAAUAGUUAAUUACAAGACUGACGAUGGUCGCCAGAUCGCACCGACCUUUGCUACUCUGCCCUCUAAGCAGGUAUAUCCUCAGUAUUACGAGGUUAUUACGGAGCCGAUCGAUUUACGCAUGAUUGCCCAACGGGUUUUGUCGGGAUCGUACCAAACUCUGGGAGAGAUGGAGCGCGAGUUCCUGCUAAUGGCUCGGAAUGCGCGACACUUCAACGAGCCCAAAUCUCACAUCUACCAGGUGCAGUUUUCUGCCGUUAGGGGGGCUACCGAUGCCCUACUUGUCCUCUCAAAAUUACAUGCAUUAUCUUACCUUGCUGAAUUUGAUUAA